This is a messenger RNA of Rhagoletis pomonella (apple maggot), 2260 nucleotides long. RefSeq lists its product as uncharacterized. The record is from RefSeq and is a predicted model, not a curated record. The coding region runs from base 136 to 1395 and encodes 419 amino acids. The transcript is spliced from 4 exons. NCBI's taxonomy places the organism in Eukaryota, Metazoa, Arthropoda, Insecta, Diptera, Tephritidae.
GGCUAAAAUCCAGUGUAUUGCUAUCGCAAAAACGAAAACAAUUCUCUUCCACCAUCAAAAACAUAUUUGCCGACAUCAUUGUGUACUGAGUGGCAGCGGAGCAGAAUUUUGCAAUUCACAGCGCUGUUUAGAAAUAUGGAUGGGUCUGAUGUAUUGAAAGAGUACUUGGAUUUGUUUACUGCUGAUUGCAGGCAACUCAAAUUGUUGGUAGCUCCCAACGCUGUAAUUGAUUGGUUUGGGCGCACGGUGCGUGGACCAGCCAAGAUCCAUGACUAUUUCAGAUUCGAAGUUGCUACGCAAUAUGAUCAUAUGGAUUUCGAUAAAGCCGAAUCCUGUGCACCAAUUGAACAGCGACCUUCGCACUGGAAAACCAAAUUGCUGCAUACCGGUGAUACGGAUUUUGUCUUACCGAUAAACAAGGUUACUGGCUUAACUUCGUUGAAAAGUUAUGCCGACAGUGACAUUGACGAUGAUGAUUUGCAAAUGCAACCAUUGCCUGCAGGCAAUCAAACUCCAGAGCACAAUAGCAGCAGCAUUGCACAUAUUAAUGAACUUACACCACCGUCGAGUACUAUAAAACUUGAAGCUACGGCAACAGAUUCUGAAAGUGAAGUAGAUGAUCCGGAUAGUGCAAGCGCACCUAAGCGAUUAAAGCGUUCACUACCCACUCCGUUCAGCUAUUUACGACGUCUGCCUACAGCCACCACUAAAACUACACACGUGUCUAAAAGGCAGCUAACGGCCUCGCAACUUGACAUGCAAAUGUUGGGUGAUGAUACGUCCAGCGACGAGGAGUUAGAUGCAGAUAUGCGUAAGAAAAUAUUAAGCGAAUACACUUCGCUGCAGUACAUAGAAUCGACUGGGUUUUUGCGUGCCAAACCACAGGUACUGCCUCACACCGACUCGCCACCAACACCGCAUCGCAUGCAUGAUUGGGAUAGGCCAGUACGUAUACGCAUGUCAUAUCGUCGAAGUUUAUCCGAUCAACAAUUGCAAGUCGUUUUGGUCAUAUACGAACAUGUAAAGAGCAGUGGUACGGAUGUGAUUCAAGGUGCAACAGCUAUUAGCAUGCGUCGCCGUAAUCUCAUGGCACAGUUCAAUGAAGCAGCGCUAAGUGAACCGUCGCCAACUACGCAGGAAGUGACUGGCGAUGUUGAAGAAAUUGUUGCUACGGAUGUCACCACUGUAGUACCAUUGACUGAUGUUGGUGAAGACGCGUCCGCUGCUGUAGAUACGGCACAUUUGCGUACUCCGUCGAAAAGUGGGCCAACACCACCAGCUACACCAAAACGCAGGCCACGGGUGCCAUACGCUAUGUCGGGCAUGAAGCGUAUUGCCCCAACGCCCUCGACGUCUACUCCAAAACGCAGUGCAGCACGUACGUUGAGGCUUUAAGGGGAAUAAAGUCGAGCAACGGCGAUGAUAUUUUAUUUGGCAGUUUAGCAAAUUUUUUAUAAAACUAGUUUUGUUUGAUUAAAAAAAAAAAACACAAACAAAAAUCGAAUGAUUCAAGGGUUUAGUAAAUUAAAAAUCGUACAAAUAUAUGUAUGUAUGUGAAAAAAAGAUAUUUUAGGUGCUGCAUUGCCACGGAAUUUUCAUCUCUUGAAUAUUUACUUACCAUAAAAUACUUUUCAGUAGCUUCUUGGCAGAAUGGAAACUAGUAAAAACUAUUUUAUGUAUAACUAUGUUUUUCUGUAUUAGGAAAACUAUAGUGGUUUUCUGACUAUAAAUUCGUCUUCGCUUUGUUGCGCUAAAUACCCGUGAAUCAUUCGCAAUUCAAAAUUUUUCGCAAAAUAUUUCGAAAACCGCGAAACAGUUUUGCGGUUGCAAAAAUAUGUACUUCUAUUCGGAGUGAAGAUUGUGGCAAAAUUUUUCUUCUAAUUAUCGCUUUGCUAAAAUGUAAUUUCCUUACCAAUGUUUUUUUUUGGUUUUAGGUUAUCCAUAGAAAAGCUGCAAUUAAAAACCGUAACUUGAUACUUCUAAACCUUAACUACGUACAUGCAUAUGUACAUAAGUGUGUGCUUGUUUUUUUUUUAUAUACAUAUGUAUGUAUAUACAAUUAAACUUUUCCUAAUCCUCAAAAUUAAUAAAAUUUGUUUAUUAAACAAAGUAUGCUUACGCUAGAACUCCACAUCAAGCACCCUGCGUUUUUAAGCUUUCAGCGCGCUAUUCAGUUAUGCCGCAUUUCCACUAGGCAUUGAAAUGACAAAAAAUGUAUGCCAUAUAAAAAAUUGAAAAAUGGAAAUGAAAUUAAUGAAAA